AAAAUAAAAGUAAAGUAAUAGAAUAUUUUGAACAGAAUUAUUCCAAUCAUUUUAUAUAUCAACCACCUUGUGACGAAAAUCAAACGACAGUUGUAUUGAUUGAUGGUGGCAUGUUAUUACAACAUCGUCCAAGAAAAGAUGAUACGAUAACAACGUAUGCAAAAAAUUUAUUACAACAAAUAUUAGAUAAAAAUAUAGUUAUGUGUGACCGUAUUGAUGUAAUUUUCGAUUCAAACCAAAGUGCCACAUCAAAAUCUUUCAUUAAACGGCAUGCUAAUCAAAAAUUAAACACUUAUCAGUUGUCAAAGAAUACACAAUUGCCAUUUACAAGGGAUGAAUAUGAUAAAUUUAUAAAGGAAAAUCGUGCUUUAUUAGCUCUACAAGUACGUGACGCCUGGUUGAAAAUGCAUCCAAUGAUUUCACUUGGAAAACUAUUUUAUGUUAGUGGUCCGAAUGAAGAUUGUUAUACACUUACAAAAAAUAUAUGUACAAAAGAUUUAUUGUUGUCAUCGAAUCAUAUUGAAUUUGACACACGUGUACUUGUUCACAUACAAAAUGUUAGUGACUACAAUUUGUACAUCAAUAUUAUUAUCGAAUCAGCUGAUACAGACGUGUUAUUAUUAAGCAUUGCAUAUUCAUUAGAUUUUGACGGUUUAGACAUGAUAAUUGACCGAACAACAAAUAUACAAAAAACGAAACACAGUUGUGACAAAGAAUUAUUAGAAUUUGAACAGACACUAUUAACAUAUAAAGCAGUUACAUCAGCUGAAAAAUUAAUAAUACAGUGUUAUAAAUGCAUUGCAACUACUUUAGACGAAGCCCGUGUGCAUCAAGCAAAAAAAGUUGUUAAUGGUACAUCAUCAUUAAAAUCAUUUUUACAACAAUUACCAUCCACAUCGGACGGAUUCAGACAGCACCUUCUUCGUGCACAUCUUCAAACAAGAAUUUGGCUCCAAGUACGUGAAUCAUAUAUACAAUAUCCGCUUCCAGAUGGAAACGGUUAUAUUGAAACAAGUAAUGAGACAUGUAUCAAUAGACAAUCACAAAUAGCAGUAAACAAACAACAACAAUCAAAACGAAAAUCCACAUCACCACCAACACAACAUCGAACUAUUAGAAGAAAUACGAAUACACGAACAACAAAAAUGUUCAUUCUCGACAUUUUAGAUCAGAACGAAAUGGAAGAGGAUAUAUCAAGUCAAAUAGCAGAAGAGACAAGUAGUAAUGAAGGCAUAACAACUGAUGACGAUGAAGAAGAAAUAGAGGAAAACAUUUUAUACGAAGAUACACAAUCAACUUUAUUAGACAUGGACGAACAAAACGCCGAUGGUUCUAGUUUAUCGUUUUCCACCAUUUAUGAUCAUAAUUAUGCACGUCGUGUUUGA
Molecule: messenger RNA, 1385 nt
Organism: Didymodactylos carnosus
Lineage: Eukaryota; Metazoa; Rotifera; Eurotatoria; Philodinida; Philodinidae
Source: the annotation of a GenBank genome assembly